Messenger RNA from Drosophila rhopaloa, 3602 nucleotides. It is a transcript of the gene Cpr47Ef, whose product is annotated as glycine-rich cell wall structural protein 1. The record is from RefSeq and is a predicted model, not a curated record. NCBI's taxonomy places the organism in Eukaryota, Metazoa, Arthropoda, Insecta, Diptera, Drosophilidae. Gene Ontology annotation, molecular function: structural constituent of chitin-based larval cuticle. The transcript is spliced from 16 exons. The coding region runs from base 1526 to 3415 and encodes 629 amino acids. Gene Ontology annotation, cellular component: chitin-based extracellular matrix.
GUGCAUCUGCAUCCGAGUUGAGUCAUUUUAAUUGCCACCCUCAAGCUGCGGAUUAUUAUUAUUUUUCGAUGUUUGUGCAAUGGGCUGGGAGGGGGCGUGGUCGCCGGCUCAUUUGUGUGUUAAUUUGGCAAGGCCACUCGGCGUAUGAGUGAUGCAUGUUGCGCAUACGCAACGUGGACUCACUGUUGGUUAUUUUUUUGUUCGUUUGCUUAUUUCUUGCUUCGAUUGGUGGCAGUGCGUGCAAAUUCCUUUUGCCACUUGGCUGGCGUUCUGGUCCGCGCAGCUGUGACCAUCCCAUGCAGAAUAAAAUCCACUGACAACCUGCGAGUCUUUUGGUUUUUUGCCUUUCCAAACAGUCAGCGUUUUGUAGCUGGCAAAUGUCAAUGAGCAUUCUCCUUGUUGCCGAAAAGAUGUCAAGCAUUUACGCUAAACUUGGCCGCCGCGACAUGCAGUGAGUUUUUCCCAAAAGGCGAAAAGAAGCAACUGCCCUUUUCGGAAAAGCUUACAAACAGCAAAAAAAAAAGGAGAAGGGGCUGGGGUUGGAUGGAUGUUGCCACCAAGUGGAGCAACUUGUUUUGCGCAAUGGUAAGCCUUUCGGCCGGAGGGUGUCGAUAUUAGUGGUAUUUAUUACCGUUUCGAAUCCAGUUUUCGUUUAUCCCAAUCAUUAGGUGAAAGGUCACAGACUGGACGCCCUACGAAAUAAGAAACAGCUUAGAGGCGAUGGCAGCAAGUCAGAUUUAUUGACAUCCGUCUGGGCAGACUUCUCAAUAUGCGAUUCUUGACACCAGGCGCAUUAAAAUGGUUUCCCAAACGUGCAAUUCAAUGGAGAUGAAGCUGAAUGAUGAUGAUGCGCUCGAGCGUUGAGAGUUUCGAUUGGAUUCCAAUUUACGAGCACCACCAGCGGCAGUUGCUUGCUAAUUUUUACCCACUAACCGAGGAGAGAUGUGGCUGAGAGCGUUUGUUUAACAAGACAAGGUACAUUGAGUAAACGAGAUGCCGCCGUUGAGACAAUAGUCGAACCCAUGCAUCUCGGCUGCCCCAUGCCUCCUCCCUUCGGCGUGCGAUUGUCUUUUUCUGUUAUUUUUUUUUCUAUGCCUCAGCUGGGGAGCCCAGCCACCAGCAACCAGGCACCACCACAGCUGCACACGAUUGCAAUAAAUGCCAUAAAGUAUCAAAAUCUCAGCACUCGCUCAGCGCCAAAGCUGCAAGCUCCGGCUUCAGAUUCAGAUUCAGCUACAGCCACAGCGUUUUCGUUCAUUCCAUUCCAUUUGAUUGCAUUUGGCGCCAAACCAAGUAUAAAAGCUGGAGAACCUGGGCUGCGAUCGGCACACAAGUACCGUGACAUUCGAGGAGCCACAACAUAACACGCGGUGGUGCAACUGCAGCAGAGGUGCAACAAAGGACUCACGUGGAUUACCCCAAGUUUGUGGAUAUAUUACUUUGAGAGGGCCUACCCAGGCCUAGUUUCGUUGUCAAGGAUUCUUCUUUUCGGUUGACUUGGAUUAAACAAUCAAAAGUUUGCAGCAUGGCUCUUAAAUGGGCUCUGGUGAUCACGACAUUGGCGUUGGCCCAGUCCGCGAAGCUGGAUAACAAAUACCUGCCGCCACCUGCAAGUGCGGCCAGUGCGGGCGGUAGUCCGGGAGCGGGACUCCAGGGACCAGGAGGUGGCUUCGGAGGAGGCGGCGGACCAGGUGGCGGAGGCUUCGGAGGAGGUGGCGGACCAGGUGGUGGAGGCUUCGGCGGAGGUGGCGGACCAGGAGGCGGAGGCUUCGGUGGGGGUGGUGCCGGCGGUGGAGGCUUCGGCGGAGGAGCGGGUGGCGGCGGAGGUGGGGGCUUUGGGGGUGGCAACAACGGAUUGGGUGGCUUCGCAAAUGGUCGACCCAUCGCACCUGGCGGUGGUGCCCCCGCUCCACGUCCCAGUUCGCCAGGUGGUGCUCCUCCGGCCUCUGGACCACCUAUUCCCAUCCUCUCAUUUGUAAACGAGAACGACGGCGAUGGCAACUAUCGAUUCAGCUACGAGACCGGAAAUGGUAUCAAAGCCCAGGAGGAGGGCACCGUGAAGAACAAGGGAUCGGCGAAUGAAAUCCCCUCCGUGAUGGGCUCCUACUCCUACACAAAUCCCGAGGGUGAGGUCGUGGAGAUCAUGUACACGGCGGACGAGAACGGCUUUGUGCCCUCGGGAAAUGCUCUGCCCACGCCACCACCUAUUCCGGAGGCGAUAGCCAAGUCGUUGGCUGCCCAGGGAAUCUCUGUGCUGCCAGGUGGUGGAUUUAGUGGAGGCUCAGGAGGUCAGGGUGCAGGUGGCGGUGGAGGCGGUGGUUCUGGCUAUGGAGGCGGAUCAGGAUUUGGAGGAGGAGCUGGUGGAGGAGCAGGUGGAGGCGCUGGCGGAGGAGCUGGUGGAGGAGCUGGUGGAGGCGCCGGUUAUGGAGGCGGAGCAGGUCGAGGCGGAGGUCCUGGAGGUCCCGGCGCACCAGGAGGAGGUGGAUUCGGCGGUCAAGGAGGUGGUGGCGGAUAUGGAGGCGCAGGUGGUGGAGCAGGUCGCGGUGGCUCUCCCGGAGGACCUGGAGCUCCCGGUGGAGGAGGUUUUGGAGGUGGUGGAGGAUAUGGUGGUGGAGCAGGUGCUGGAGGCGGAGCAGGUAGAGGCGGCUCUCCAGGAGGACCAGGAGCUCCCGGUGGAGGAGGAUUUGGUGGCCAAGGAGGAGCUGGUGGCGGUUAUGGAGGCGGUGGCGGCGCCGGCCGCGGUGGUGGCGGUGGAGGUGGAGCACCAGGAGCUCCAGGAGCUCCCGGUGGAGGAGGAUUUGGUGGUCAAGGAGGAGCUGGUGGCGGAUAUGGAGGAGGCGGUGGACGCGGUGGUGGUGGAGGAGCGGGAGCUCCAGGAUCGCCAGGAGGAGGAGGUGGAUUUGGAGGCCAAGGAGGUGGUAGUGGAUUUGGAGGCGGUGGUGGACGAGGUGGCGCUCCAGGAGCUCCAGGAUCUCCCGGUGGAGGUGGAUUUGGAGGUCACGGAGGUGCUGGUGGAUCAGGAGGAGGCGCCGGUCGCGGUGGUGCUCCAGGAGCUCCAGGAUCUCCAGGAGGUGGUGGAUUUGGAGGACAAGGAGGAGGUGGUGGAUUUGGAGGCGGCGGCGGACGUGGCGGUGCUCCAGGUGGUCCGGGAUCUCCUGGAGGCGGCGGUUAUGGAGGGGGUGCAGGUGGUGCAGGAGGCUCCGGUGGAUCUCCAGGACGUCCAGGUGCUCCAGGAUUGCCCGGCGGCAAUCAGUACGUGCCACCCCCAGCUGGAGGCGGUGCACCAGGCUCGCCCGGAAGACCGGGAUCAGGACCUCCCGGCGCAGGAUCACAGUACAUCCCACCUCCUCCUGGAGCGCCCGGCGGAGGUCGCGGCAAUGGGGAGUUCAACCCUCAGACAGGCUAUAGCUACUAAUCGAAGAUAUAAAUCCCAAAACGCCAAUCAAAUCUCUCAAAUCGAAGAAAUGUCUUUGCAAUGCAGGCUACCCUAAAUGUUCUCUCACUCGAAUGGUUAAUUUAUUUAUGUAAGCUUCCCCCUUUUUCAUUUUUUAGACAAUGUGUGUGUGCAAUUAUCGAAAUAAAUGAAUCUUGAAAACUUGAAA